CCAGGAGGAUCUGGACGCUGGAGGCGGAAGUAUCCGCCGCUUUCGUCUAGAGUAUACUCCUUCGUCUCAUCGCGCAGAUUCCGCAACAUGGCCUUCAGCCUUUCGAAAGUUGCUUGCCGACUACAACAGCGAGAGAGUUGCGAGGUUUCACGGAGAGCAUCGAUACACUCCGAAGUGGUGCUAUGGCAUCUCGCAAUGCGCAAGUCUGGGCGCCGCAAGAAAGGUCGACGUUGAUCUACAACGCAAAUCUCGUGACCGACCUCAACGCCCAGCGUCCCCUCAUUUCUGGGUAUCAAGAACUUCAAGACACCGCCGUACUGCUCCGCGAGCAGCGCACCGAGACCAAGCGGCUCCUUGCGAGCCUCUCGAGGCGCAGAGCUGCGCUGCUGUCAAGUCCCCGCCAUCGGCAGGAAUACAUCCCGGAGCAGACUCUUACCGAAAUCUCCGACACCGUGGAUUUGGACGCCGACGAGCGGGCUCCAAAGGACCCGGCAAGCAACUUUCGAGAUGUUUGGAUUUCGAUGAAUCUGAGAGAGGUGUAGGGUCGUUGAGCUGGGGACUUGCAAGGCAAAGGACGCAUCGACAAUGAGCAAGCAUGCGUCGUCUUGCACGUCACGCUUCGCGCGAUGCUGUAGAUCAAGCUGACUUCAAAAGAUGACGGGCAAGUUGGCUG
Zymoseptoria tritici IPO323 is the source of this 673-nucleotide messenger RNA. RefSeq lists its product as uncharacterized. The transcript is spliced from 3 exons. NCBI's taxonomy places the organism in Eukaryota, Fungi, Ascomycota, Dothideomycetes, Mycosphaerellales, Mycosphaerellaceae. The coding region runs from base 183 to 542 and encodes 119 amino acids. The record is from RefSeq and is a predicted model, not a curated record.